AUGGCCGAAAUCGAUCAUCGUAUGGGCAUUGUCAAGCCCAGACUGCGAUACAACACAAUUGGAGGUAUCAAUGGGCCUCUGGUCAUCCUGGAUAAUGUCAAAUUUCCCCGAUACAACGAGAUUGUCAGUUUGACGCUGCCUGAUGGGACGGAACGGUCUGGUCAAGUUCUGGAAGCAAGAGGAAACAGAGCUGUGGUUCAGGUGUUUGAGGGCACAACAGGCAUUGAUGUGAAGAAGACAAAAGUUGAGUUCACCGGCCACAGUCUGAAGAUUGGUGUCUCCGAGGACAUGCUGGGUCGUAUCUUCGAUGGAUCCGGAAGAGCCAUUGACAAAGGUCCCAAAGUGUUGGCAGAAGAUUACCUGGACAUCAACGGAAGUCCCAUCAACCCAUACUCCAGAGUCUACCCGGAAGAAAUGAUCUCGACAGGUAUUUCUGCCAUCGAUUGUAUGAACUCGGUCGCUAGAGGACAGAAAAUUCCAAUCUUCUCUGCUGCCGGUCUCCCUCACAACGAAAUUGCAGCUCAAAUCUGUCGGCAAGCUGGCUUGGUCAAUCAACCCACCAAGGAUGUCCAUGACGGUCACGAGGAGAACUUCAGCAUCGUCUUCGCCGCCAUGGGUGUGAACAUGGAAACCGCACGAUUCUUCACCCGCGACUUUGAAGAGAACGGUUCCAUGGAAAGAGUGACGCUGUUCUUGAACUUGGCCAACGAUCCCACCAUCGAACGUAUCAUCACCCCUCGACUAGCCCUCACUACAGCAGAGUACUAUGCUUAUCAACUUGAAAAGCACGUCCUGGUCAUUCUUACCGAUUUGUCGGCAUACUGCGAUGCGUUGCGAGAAGUUUCUGCUGCCCGAGAAGAAGUGCCUGGUCGACGUGGUUACCCCGGUUACAUGUACACGGAUUUGUCUACCAUCUACGAGCGAGCCGGUCGUGUCGAGGGACGAAACGGAUCUAUUACUCAAAUUCCCAUCUUGACCAUGCCGAACGACGACAUUACGCAUCCCAUCCCCGAUUUGACCGGGUAUAUUACGGAAGGACAGAUUUUCGUCGACCGUCAAUUGCACAACAAAGGUGUAUAUCCCCCUAUCAACGUGUUGCCAUCCCUUUCUCGACUCAUGAAAUCGGCCAUUGGUGAGGGUUUGACGAGAAAGGAUCAUGGCGAUGUUUCGAACCAACUGUAUGCCAAGUACGCCAUUGGACGUGAUGCUGCUGCGAUGAAAGCAGUGGUUGGUGAAGAGGCCUUGAGCUCGGAGGAUAAGUUGUCGCUUGAGUUCUUGGAGAAAUUCGAGAGGCAGUUUAUCUCCCAGAGUCCAUAUGACAAGCGAAACAUCUUCGACACUUUGGAUCUUGGCUGGAACUUGCUUCGCAUUUUCCCCAAGGAGCUGCUCAAUCGGGUCAGCCCCAAGAUUCUUGAAGAGUUCUAUGCAAGGAAAGGCCACAGCAAGAAGGACAAAGGUAACAAAGACACCCGGGAUAAUGCCAAUGGCGAACGACAAGCGAAUGGCGAGCCCAACUUGUUGGACGACUGA
This is a messenger RNA of Capronia coronata CBS 617.96, 1530 nucleotides long. RefSeq names its product V-type proton ATPase subunit B. Gene Ontology annotation, molecular function: ATP binding; proton-transporting ATPase activity, rotational mechanism. The record is from RefSeq and is a predicted model, not a curated record. The transcript is spliced from 5 exons. Lineage: Eukaryota; Fungi; Ascomycota; Eurotiomycetes; Chaetothyriales; Herpotrichiellaceae. Gene Ontology annotation, cellular component: proton-transporting V-type ATPase, V1 domain. Gene Ontology annotation, biological process: ATP metabolic process; proton transmembrane transport. Bases 1 to 1530 code for a protein of 509 amino acids.